Messenger RNA from Drosophila erecta, 3618 nucleotides. RefSeq lists its product as uncharacterized. Gene Ontology annotation, molecular function: protein binding. The coding region runs from base 482 to 1873 and encodes 463 amino acids. The record is from RefSeq and is a predicted model, not a curated record. The transcript has 7 exons. Lineage: Eukaryota; Metazoa; Arthropoda; Insecta; Diptera; Drosophilidae.
AAGCCGAAUUGAAAGCGCUUCAGUUUCUGUUUCAGUCGAGCGACGCAACUCGAACGCAACGGUACAUGAGCGGCGGUUGGCGAGCGAAUCCAGUGUCCCGUUAUCAACAACAACUCUCCAAACACCGAACUGCAGUUGAAUUAAACCACAAGUACUGCGUGUUUUUUUUUUCAAGUUCCAUUGAUACUACAUCAGUUACUCAAAAUUACGCAAAAGAAUUCGCGUAGUGCGAAAAUCGCCAAAAAUCAGCAGCCGCACUUUGAAGUUACGUCAAAAGGAGUCGCGAAAGAGGAAGAGCGAGCGAGGGAGAGAGAGAGGUGGCAAGAGAGCCGAAAGAAAACAACAACAAGGCAGAAGCACGCGAUAGGAUAGGAGUAACUGUAAAUCCGGCUUUGGCCAAAAGGGAGGGGGUGAUAAAGCGAACAGGAAGAGGAGCCAGAGGAGGCUUAUGUAAAGCGUGCUUUAAGCGUGCUAUGGAAGCAUGUCGUCCACUUCCAGCUCCGUGCUAACGUUGUCAUCGUUUAAUCUAUUAUUUUUCACCCAAGUGCUCACCGUACUCAGCUCGACGAUCAAGUACAACGAAUACGCGACGGACAAGGGCGGCAAUGUGAGCAUACCGUGCAUAGCCCAGGGAAAUAUAAUGUGGGUGAAGGAGCACGGCAGCAACAGCACGAUAGUUCAGACUGGCCGUGUUCUGGUGCUGCGAAAUGUGACCACCACGGAUGCGGGAAUCUACGUGUGCUUUGCGUCAGUGCCACGCCCAUCGACAACAGCGACAUCAGCAACUACCUCACCGCAAAAUCAGCAGGCGAAAGCAACGCAGCGACUGGAGGAUGAGGAUGAGGAUGGUGGCCAAGGGGAAACCGUAUCCCCCAAGGGUGAUGGCCAGCAGGCAGCCGAAAUGGAGGAGGAGGUGGAGUACCUCGCCCACCAGCGAACCAAGCUCAUUGUGCGCACCGUUCCUGGUCCAGUGUCGCAGCUAUACUUCAAGGCCUCCACCAUACUGGGCUUCCUCAUCUGGCGCUUCAAUAAGACCCAGUCCGGUGGCUAUCCGGUGCGCAGCUUCACGGCAGAGUAUCGCAACGUCUCCUACAAGACGCCGCCGGCGAAUGCCAGUUUCGAGCACGCCUGGAGCAGAAUGGAUCCGAUCAACAUAGCCUUUAAUGUGCGCCAAAUGGAGGUCUAUCGCCUGGCACCCAACACCACCUAUGAGUUUCGGAUAUGGGCCAACAACGAACUGGGCAGCGGCGAGGUGGUCACCACCAAUGUGACCACGCUGCCGGAGACCAAGGAGGAGGAUCUCAUACGCCUUAUAAAACCCGACCUAGACAAUUUCGAUCCACGCAUUUGGAUAGUGGCCGUCAGCAUAGUGCUCGGAACCCUUGUGAUAUUAGCGAUCGGACUCUGCAUUGUGCUCUCCAAGGAGUGCUAUCAGUCGGCGCAAAUGGAACUGCAAGAUGGUUGGGACAGCAUUGAGCUUAUACCGAACAUAAUACUUAAUCCCGGUUUCAGCGAGUCGGACGGCGGACCAGAGCCAAGUGGCCAAGGUCAUGGGGGUGGUGCUGGCGAUCAGGAUGCUGGGGAGGAUGACGACGACGAUGUGGCCAUGCCAUUUCCGCGCACCAUCAUCUUUGGCCAGCACCAUCGAACGCCUCCGCCGCCGCGCUUGCAUUUGCCACCGCAGCACCACCGCCAUCAAAACCAGAGCCACCACCACCAGUAUCAUCAGCAGCAGCACCAUCACCAACACCACCACCGGCGUCAGGACGACGAUGAUGACGACGACUACGAGGAGGAGCACGAGCCCACCAUGGAGCGGUUCAAGCGCAAAGUUUCCGUCUUCUUCACCGGACCCACCAUCAAGCGUAUUUGAGACGUGAUUGAGUACAAACACUAUUCACCUAGGUUGUUGCAUUGCGGCUUGAUCGGAUAGUUAGGAUCAUUGUACCACCACCACACCAUAUACAUAGAUAUAGACAGAGAGAGAGCUUAUCGAUCGAAAGUUAUGUACGUUUUCAUUUCGGUUUCCUUGUCCAAGCUUGAACUAUGAAAUAGCAAAAAAAAAAAAAACAAACAAACAAAAAACAAAAAAAAGGAAAAAACGCCACAAACCGCCAGAGAUUUUGGUUUAAAGCUCAUUGCAUUGCUUCUAUGCCCCGGAUCACAACUAUAUAGUAUAUAUACACGUAUUAUAAAUGUAAACCAAAACAAAUAUAUUGCUGUGAUACAAAUUCAAUUGAACGAACAUUGUAAGGAUUUACCAUAAAGCACACGAAACACCAAAACCCAGCUAUUAACCAUCAUGCAUUUGCUGAAGCUCGUAGCCAAAAAGCCCAUAUUAUAUUUGGUCUAGUUAACCACGCUAUCUGAGUUACACCCACUGGACUAUUCAGAUCCAGAUAUAGACGACAGAAUUUAGCGGACAAGUUAGCUUAGAGCCAUAAAAAUCUCAAAAAUAAAAAAGAGAUCUGUUACCGAGUACUAAUCAAAAUAAAUGUCCUUAUAGCUAGUCCGUUUGUCUGUUAACCCGAACUAAUGCUUUUCUGUACUAGGGUAACUGGUUUAUAGCUGGUUUAUUAAAAUGAAAUCUGUUUAACAAUUAGUCGAUUGUAACAGAUCUCUGAUAGUCCAGAUAGAUAUCGUUCCGGACUAUAUCGUUUCAACUUGUCCUUGUUAUGGUUUUGUUGUAAAGAUUUAACAAACUGUGAAACAAUUUUAUAAUUGAGCAAAUAUUUUGCACUGUAGAGCGCACCAAAAGAUCUAUAUAUAGAUAUAUAAAUAUAUAUUUAAAACCGUGAAAAACGUUUGAUAAACAUUUUAAAUAAACGGCAAAUGCCUUGUGCUUUAGUUCGGCCUCAAAGCUAAAUAAAUUGAUUAUGAUAUGAUAUAGGAAUAUUUAUUAACGUAGUUAAAGUAGCUGCAAAACCAAAUAUUCAAUGAAAUGAAAACAAAAAUUGCUUCCACUCAAAGAAAACAAAAUCUAAACAAUGAAAUUGUUAUAAAAGAUAAAUCAAAACUAAUUUUAAACAAGCGAAUAUUGUGAAUAUACCGAAACAAUAUAUAUAUAUAGAUAUAUAUAUAUAUGGAAUGGUCACAAAAUGUGUGCAAUGUACAUAGAGAUAGCGAGUGGGUAUCUUAAGAAAGACUGUAGUUAAUGUUUAAGACACUUUGGCCUGCGCUUUUACCAAUUUUUUGGGGCCCAACUUGGCCCAAACUCUUUGGUUCCAACAAUAUUUUGCAUUGAUCUGCUAGAGCUACAAACAAGUAUAUAGUAAUAAUAUUUCUAACAAUUCGGAAUGUGCACUUAACUAAGCGAAGAUUGAAACUUCAAAUCAGAAAGGCGGCUAAAUCCUAUAUAAAUAGAACGAAGUUAAAUAAGCAAAAGUCUCUCGCCUAAGCCCUGAUCCUAAACUCUUGGCUGUAUUUCUAAUUGUUAUCGCUUCAGGUUGAGGUUUAUUGUUAUAGCGCCAGUCUCCCGUGAGCAAAAUCGCCCCAAAUUACCCAAAACAAAUUAUUUUCUAAUCUUUCUAAUCUUAUUUUCUAACCCAAGCCAGAACUGGAGAAGAUUAGACCUCAACACCCCACAAAAACACCGACAACAAUAAAAUAAAUCUAAGU